Molecule: messenger RNA, 6851 nt
Organism: Humulus lupulus (European hop)
Lineage: Eukaryota; Viridiplantae; Streptophyta; Magnoliopsida; Rosales; Cannabaceae
Exons: 20
Coding region: 18-6707 (2229 amino acids)
Biological process (GO): protein phosphorylation; recognition of pollen
Molecular function (GO): ATP binding; protein kinase activity
Source: RefSeq, a predicted model, not a curated record
AGAAAUUGUGUCGUAGCAUGUCAAUAUUGAAUAUAUUUCUGUUAUCCUUCUUCUGGUUUCAAUCCCAAUAUUGCUAUGCAAAUUAUAACAUAACAUCGUCCCAAGCCUUAUCUCAAACACAAACUCUAGUCUCCUCUAACCAAAUUUUUGAGUUAGGCUUCUUCAAUCCAACUAAUUCUUCAGAUCAUUAUGUGGGCAUCUGGUACAAGGGAACUUCACCCCUUACUGUUGUAUGGGUGGCUAACAGAGAGAAUCCGCUUAAAAACGCAGACUAUGCAACGGCAAGUCUAACGAUUGGCAAUAAUGGAAAUCUGGAGCUUGUGAGUGGUAAGAACAAGUCUGUGACCUGGUCAACUAAUAUUCAUGUUCGAUCAAAUAGUUCAGUAGCAGCUCUUUCAGAUGAUGGUAACUUGGUUUUGAAAGAUGGCAUAUCAGGAGAAAGCUUGUGGCAGAGCUUCCACCAUCCAGGGAACACAUUCUUACCUGGAGAGAAUUAUAAUCUCAAAACUGGAGAGAAUUAUGUGUUGACCUCUUGGAAGAGUGACAGUGAUCCAUCGCCUGGUAAUUUCACCGUUGGAAUCUCGAAACAGGCACCGCCACAAGUUUUCAUUUGGAUCAAUGAAACAACACCUCACUGGAGAAGUGGGCCAUGGGACAAAUCCAGGUUCAUUGGAGUACCUGAGUCGGCUAAUUUAUAUUCAAGUUCAAUUAAUCUUCAAAGUGACUUUGACAAGGGAACAAUUUUUUUGUAUUUCUAUAUGUUCAACAAAUCCAAUCUCGCAAAUAUGUUUGUUUCACCGCAAGGUCUUUUGAAACAUAUCUUCAAAGACAAUGCCGACGACACUUGGAAAACUGUAUGGGAGGGACCAAAAAGUCGAUGCGACUUAUACGGAACUUGCGGGGCUUUUGGAGUAUGCAAAACAUUUGAAUCUCCAAUUUGCAAGUGUUUAAAUGGGUUUGUACCAAAAUCAUACCAAGAGUGGACGAGUGAAAAUUGGAGAGGAGGGUGCAAGAGAAGAACCAACUUACACUGUGAGAAAAACAAUAGUAGCCAAUCUUCAAAUGGAGGAAAAGCUGAUGGAUUUUACAAGAUGAGUAUGCUAAAACUACCAGACUUGUAUACGUAUGUGGACAUUAAUGAAGCCAGUAAUUGCCACACAUGGUGCCUGAAUAAUUGUUCUUGCGUAGCUUAUGCUUAUGUGAAUGGAAUAGGCUGUUUGGUUUGGUCAGAAGGUCUUAUUGACAUUCAGGGCUUUUCCUCUGGUGGGGAGGAUCUUUUUAUUCGCCUUGCACAAAUUGAACUUGUUGGAGGACAGAAAACCAGGAAGAUUGUCAUCAUCCUCACAGUUAUUUCUGGUUGUGCCCUUCUUGUUGCUGUUGUUUUCAUAUUUCAAAGAUGGAGAACUAACCACACAACUGGAAUAGCAGGGCCCAUUAAGGAGAUCCUAAAGAAAUUUGGUUUGGCUAAGAUAGGUGAGGCUCUAGUACCCAAUCUUCAAAGUGCCAAACAACAAGAUCCAUCUGAGUUAAGUGUUUUGGAAUUGGAUAGCGUUUUAGCUGCUACAAACCAUUUCAACAUCACAAACAAACUCGGGCAAGGAGGGUUCGGUUCUGUUUACAAGGGAAAAUUACCAGAUGGAAGGGAAAUAGCAGUCAAAAGAUUGUCAAGUAGCUCGGGUCAAGGCAUAGAAGAGCUUAAGAAUGAGAUGAUUUUGAUCUCUAAACUUCAACACAGAAAUCUUGUCAAGCUCUUAGGUUGCUGCAUUGAAGAAGAAGAGAAGUUACUAAUUUAUGAGUUUAUGCCCAACAGAAGCUUGGACACUUUUAUCUUCGAUCCAAGUAAAAGUGCACAGAUCAGUUGGGCUACACGCUUUAAAAUUAUUCAUGGAGUUGCUAGAGGCCUUGUAUAUCUUCAUCGUGAUUCGUCUUUAAGGGUGAUACAUCGAGAUUUGAAAGUUAGCAAUAUUCUCUUAGACGAAAAUAUGAACCCAAAAAUUUCAGACUUCGGACUGGCACGGAUUUUUCAAGGGACAAUGGAUCAAGUAAACACUCGAAGGGUAGUCGGAACAUUAGGCUACAUGUCUCCAGAAUAUGCCAUGAGCGGGAUAUUUUCUGAAAAAUCUGAUGUAUUUAGCUUUGGUGUACUGCUAUUAGAGAUAAUCAGUGGGAGGAAGAUUUCCAACUUCCACUACUAUGACCAAGACCUAAGCCUUAUUGCUCACGCAUGGCGACUGUGGAAUGAAAGUAGAGGACUAGACUUGGUUGAUGAAGCAGUGGCGGAGUCAUACUCUGCACCAGAAGCAAUAAGGUGCAUACAUAUUGGUUUGUUAUGUGUACAAGAUCACGCCGCUGAUAGACCAACAAUGCUGGAUGUGGUUUCCAUGUUGAUCAACGAAACAUAUCGUCCUCAACCUAAACAACCCUUCUUUACUUGCCAGCGUCAGCCACAAACCGGAAUUAGCUCCGCGAAUGAAGCCACCGUAUCAUUAUUUGAAGGCCGAAGCUUUGAGCAUCCUGGGGACACAUUCUUACCAGGAGCAGAGUUGGGUCGUAAUGUCAAAACUGGGGAGAGUUUUGUGUUGACUUCGUGGAAUAGCAAUAGUGAUCCUUCAGUUGGAGAUUUCACUUUUGGAGUUUCCAAAACGAAACCACCAGAAGUUUCCAUUUGGAUAAACGGAUCGAAGGUACUAUGGAGAAGUGGACCAUGGGCUAAAAUUAAGUUCACGGGUAUACCAGACAUGGAUCCAAAUUAUGGAAGUCCUUCCAAUCUCGUAGAAGAAGCAGAAGAAGGAACGAUACGUCUCCGUUUUAAUUGGGACUACAACAACUCGGCUGUGGGAAUAAUUUUCAUCACAUCUACAGGUGUUCUAACACUUGAGGCAAAAGAAAUAGAUAAAGGCAACGACUGGUAUACGGACUGGGUGGCACCAGCGACUCGCUGCGAUGUCUAUGGAGUUUGUGGACCUUUUGGGGUAUGCAACGAGUCUGUGUCUCCCAUUUGCAAGUGUUUGAAGGGUUUUGAACCAAAAUCAUUUGAAGAGUGGAGCAAAGGAAAUUGGACUGGAGGGUGCCUGAGACGGAACCAAUUAAGUUGUGACAAAAACACCACUGGUUUAGCCUCACAAAGAGGUAAAAACGAUGGAUUUUGGAAGAUAGGUAAUGUGAAACUUCCCGAGUUAUAUGAAUAUGAGAUUGACUAUUCUGAUAAGGAGAGCUGUCAAAACUGGUGCCUGAAUAAUUGCUCUUGCAUAGCUUAUGCAUAUGUAGAAGGAAUAGGGUGUUUAGUCUGGUACAAAGGCCUGAUUGACAUUAGUCCCUAUGAUGCAGAAGACCUUUUCCUUCGCCUUGCUGACGCAGAAAUAGAUGGAGGAGCAGGACAUAAAGUUAAGAAGAUUAUCAUCAGCCUUGCAACUCUUUCUACUGUUGGGACAAUAGCAGUCAUAGUAUUAUGUUUGCAGAGACGGAGAGAUAGAAAAAAGGGAAACACUAUGGAGACCACAGAGCACAUUGACUUUGGCACCAUUUUACAUGUGACAAACAACUUCAGCCCAACGAACAAACUUGGGCAAGGAGGAUUUGGUUCUGUUUACAAGGGAAAAUGUCCGGAUGGGAGGGAAAUAGCAGUUAAAAAACUCUCUAGUAGCUCAGGGCAAGGCACAGAAGAAUUCAAGAAUGAGUUGAUAUUGAUCUCAAAACUCCAACACAGAAAUCUUGUUAGGCUCUUGGGCUACUGCAUUGAGAAAGAAGAGAAAUUACUAGUUUAUGAGUUCAUGCAAAAUAAAAGCCUGGACAAUUUCAUCUUUGAUCCAAGAGGAAGAGAACAGCUGAACUGGGGUACUCGGGUGAACAUCAUACUAGGAGUUGCUAGAGGUCUUUUAUAUCUCCAUCGUGACUCAUCUUCAAGAGUGAUACACAGAGAUUUAAAGGCCAGCAACAUUCUUUUAGAUGAGAAGAUGAACCCAAAGAUAUCAGACUUUGGAUUGGCUCGCAUUUUCGAAGGAACACUGGAUCUCGCAAAUACUCAAGGGGUUGUUGGAACUUUAGGCUACAUGUCUCCUGAAUAUGCCAUGGGUGGAGUCUUUUCAGAAAAAUCAGAUGUCUUUAGCUUUGGCGUAUUGAUCUUAGAGAUAGUUAGCGGCAAGAAGAACUCUAACUUCCAUUAUUAUGAGAAACCUCUUAGCCUUAUUGCUCAUUCCGUUCGCCAGAAAUUGUGUCGUAGCAUGUCAAUAUUGAAUAUAUUUCUGUUAUCCUUCUUCUGGUUUCAAUCCCAAUAUUGCUAUGCAAAUUAUAACAUAACAUCGUCCCAAGCCUUAUCUCAAACACAAACUCUAGUCUCCUCUAACCAAAUUUUUGAGUUAGGCUUCUUCAAUCCAACUAAUUCUUCAGAUCAUUAUGUGGGCAUCUGGUACAAGGGAACUUCACCCCUUACUGUUGUAUGGGUGGCUAACAGAGAGAAUCCGCUUAAAAACGCAGACUAUGCAACGGCAAGUCUAACGAUUGGCAAUAAUGGAAAUCUGGAGCUUGUGAGUGGUAAGAACAAGUCUGUGACCUGGUCAACUAAUAUUCAUGUUCGAUCAAAUAGUUCAGUAGCAGCUCUUUCAGAUGAUGGUAACUUGGUUUUGAAAGAUGGCAUAUCAGGAGAAAGCUUGUGGCAGAGCUUCCACCAUCCAGGGAACACAUUCUUACCUGGAGAGAAUUAUAAUCUCAAAACUGGAGAGAAUUAUGUGUUGACCUCUUGGAAGAGUGACAGUGAUCCAUCGCCUGGUAAUUUCACCGUUGGAAUCUCGAAACAGGCACCGCCACAAGUUUUCAUUUGGAUCAAUGAAACAACACCUCACUGGAGAAGUGGGCCAUGGGACAAAUCCAGGUUCAUUGGAGUACCUGAGUCGGCUAAUUUAUAUUCAAGUUCAAUUAAUCUUCAAAGUGACUUUGACAAGGGAACAAUUUUUUUGUAUUUCUAUAUGUUCAACAAAUCCAAUCUCGCAAAUAUGUUUGUUUCACCGCAAGGUCUUUUGAAACAUAUCUUCAAAGACAAUGCCGACGACACUUGGAAAACUGUAUGGGAGGGACCAAAAAGUCGAUGCGACUUAUACGGAACUUGCGGGGCUUUUGGAGUAUGCAAAACAUUUGAAUCUCCAAUUUGCAAGUGUUUAAAUGGGUUUGUACCAAAAUCAUACCAAGAGUGGACGAGUGAAAAUUGGAGAGGAGGGUGCAAGAGAAGAACCAACUUACACUGUGAGAAAAACAAUAGUAGCCAAUCUUCAAAUGGAGGAAAAGCUGAUGGAUUUUACAAGAUGAGUAUGCUAAAACUACCAGACUUGUAUACGUAUGUGGACAUUAAUGAAGCCAGUAAUUGCCACACAUGGUGCCUGAAUAAUUGUUCUUGCGUAGCUUAUGCUUAUGUGAAUGGAAUAGGCUGUUUGGUUUGGUCAGAAGGUCUUAUUGACAUUCAGGGCUUUUCCUCUGGUGGGGAGGAUCUUUUUAUUCGCCUUGCACAAAUUGAACUUGUUGGAGGACAGAAAACCAGGAAGAUUGUCAUCAUCCUCACAGUUAUUUCUGGUUGUGCCCUUCUUGUUGCUGUUGUUUUCAUAUUUCAAAGAUGGAGAACUAACCACACAACUGGAAUAGCAGGGCCCAUUAAGGAGAUCCUAAAGAAAUUUGGUUUGGCUAAGAUAGGUGAGGCUCUAGUACCCAAUCUUCAAAGUGCCAAACAACAAGAUCCAUCUGAGUUAAGUGUUUUGGAAUUGGAUAGCGUUUUAGCUGCUACAAACCAUUUCAACAUCACAAACAAACUCGGGCAAGGAGGGUUCGGUUCUGUUUACAAGGGAAAAUUACCAGAUGGAAGGGAAAUAGCAGUCAAAAGAUUGUCAAGUAGCUCGGGUCAAGGCAUAGAAGAGCUUAAGAAUGAGAUGAUUUUGAUCUCUAAACUUCAACACAGAAAUCUUGUCAAGCUCUUAGGUUGCUGCAUUGAAGAAGAAGAGAAGUUACUAAUUUAUGAGUUUAUGCCCAACAGAAGCUUGGACACUUUUAUCUUCGAUCCAAGUAAAAGUGCACAGAUCAGUUGGGCUACACGCUUUAAAAUUAUUCAUGGAGUUGCUAGAGGCCUUGUAUAUCUUCAUCGUGAUUCGUCUUUAAGGGUGAUACAUCGAGAUUUGAAAGUUAGCAAUAUUCUCUUAGACGAAAAUAUGAACCCAAAAAUUUCAGACUUCGGACUGGCACGGAUUUUUCAAGGGACAAUGGAUCAAGUAAACACUCGAAGGGUAGUCGGAACAUUAGGCUACAUGUCUCCAGAAUAUGCCAUGAGCGGGAUAUUUUCUGAAAAAUCUGAUGUAUUUAGCUUUGGUGUACUGCUAUUAGAGAUAAUCAGUGGGAGGAAGAUUUCCAACUUCCACUACUAUGACCAAGACCUAAGCCUUAUUGCUCACGCAUGGCGACUGUGGAAUGAAAGUAGAGGACUAGACUUGGUUGAUGAAGCAGUGGCGGAGUCAUACUCUGCACCAGAAGCAAUAAGGUGCAUACAUAUUGGUUUGUUAUGUGUACAAGAUCACGCCGCUGAUAGACCAACAAUGCUGGAUGUGGUUUCCAUGUUGAUCAACGAAACAUAUCGUCCUCAACCUAAACAACCCUUCUUUACUUGCCAGCGUCAGCCACAAACCGGAAUUAGCUCCGCGAAUGAAGCCACCGUAUCAUUAUUUGAAGGCCGAUGAGUCACUCCUUCGUUUAAGUAAAUUUUGCAAAUUCAUGCUUUUAUCUAUAAACUCUGACAGUUGACAACAGAGUUACUGUGUCAGCUGAAUAGUAUUUGAUACUAAAGCAAGAACGGUAAAGAAAUCUCAAUCUAUUUGGACAGA